Messenger RNA from Aureobasidium vineae, 3324 nucleotides. The record is from the annotation of a GenBank genome assembly. Lineage: Eukaryota; Fungi; Ascomycota; Dothideomycetes; Dothideales; Saccotheciaceae.
CCCAAAGUGCCUCCGCGUCCAGCUCGCACCCAGGAGAGAGCUGCAGACCCCACCAUGAAUGCUCCAAUAAUUCCUCCUCGUCCCCAGCGACGCAACGAGAGAUCCGUCUCUCCCAUGAGAGGAGAGUACACUCGUUCUCCCCUGAACGAUAUGCCGCCCACGACUAGUCCCAACACCAAUGGCAAGAUGUACAGCCAGAGAAACCUCUCGGCCCAGGACCUGCCUCCUCGCCCUCCGAGUGUCAGCCUUCCUUCAAUCGGCCAGGAAGGCAGUGAAUACGCCAACCUCCAGGAGGAGGAACAAGCAGCUGCUGAACAGCACCGAAACAUCUCCCCGGACUUGCCCAUGCACGCUCCUACGGCAUCUGUGCCCCAGUCGACGGCCAAGUCCAGAAUCCAGACUGUGACCCGCACCGACUCCAGCCAAGCUGCAUCUCAUGGAAUAGGCUCGCCUGGCGAAGCGGUACACCCAUUGAGAGCAAAGGCGAGCUUCAGUCGCUCCAACUUGUCUCUGUCUCAUGAGCCUACCGAGGAGGACGAGCACGGCAUUCCCGAGAUUGGUCUCCAAGUGCCUAUGUUGAAAUAUGCCGGUGAUGUCCAGGCCCCUACACCAGCUCCCUCAAAGGCCGGUACGCCAAGUAUCAGCUUCAACGAUGCGGCGCCCCGCAACCACCACCGCAAGCGUAGUUCGCGUCAGGAGUUCCACGGUCCUCCCGGCAGUUACGGUCUGCACGGCCAUCGUCAGGAUCCCAAGGACCAGUUCGAAAAAGCAUGGUACGCCAAGCACCCGGAGGAGCUCGUCAAGGAACAUCGUCCCUAUGAUCCUGGCCACGCUCCCGGUGACUGGGCCUUGAGCAGCGACGACCUUAACAAGCUGGUUCAUCAGAACUCUGGUCGUGGCCUUGGAAUGGGCACUUCGCCCGCUGCCAUUGGCACACCCGACGAGUCAAUCGGUUUCGCAGCUUCCGAAGCUUACACUUCUCGCAUGAACUCACCCAAGCUUUUGUCAAGCCUCAGCAAGCGUCCUUCAAGCGGCGCCCAGCCCGCAGUCGAGUCUCCUCUGAGAAAGGAGUCCUUCAGUCAGAAAGAGCUUACACAGAACGACAACGCUCUAGAGAGCGAGGCUGAGGAUGAGGUCAUUCACAUUGAUCCCCCAGCCCAUCGUCACAGCAAAAUUCAUGGUGGCGGUUACGACCCUCCUACUGUAGACCUUGGUCCUGAGGGAGGUAACACCAGCGAGCGUGGCGGCUGGGUCAUCGAGAAUGGCGAUGGCAUCCCCAUCUUGGCCUCUGAUGAGGUUGCCAAAAACAAUCCCGAGGCCGUCUACUGGCAGCCCGCUGUCUCGCCUUCAAAGGAAAGAAAGGGCAACGAUUACUACGAUGCGUAUGCCUCGGAUUCUUCGGCAACCGGUGUUUCUCGCAGACGCAGUGGUGAGAAGCUGAGAACUAGCAGCGGAGGUAACCUGGCGAGAUUCAAGUCUCAUGAGGCUCAACCUUCUGGUACUGGUACACCUCUGGAGGAGAUUGAGGAGUACGAGCCUCUCUUCCCUGAUGAUGACGACAAGCCUUCGAAGCCUCUCACUGUCACUGAUAAACUCAAGCGUCCUGAUCUGGCUCGUCACCACUUCCCUAGUCAGGAUAUCUGGGAGGAUACNCCCGAAAGUCUGCAGUAUCAGACUGAGGUAUCUGGUCCUCAGGAGCCUGAAGAUUUGACAACUUCUGCUACUUUCGAAACACCAGAGAAGGAGCAGGCACGUAAGGAGGGCAACAACCCAGAAGAUCGCGCCGACUUCCUUUCUCAAGAAGCUAAGAGCAUGGCCAAGACUGGUUUUAAGCCUGGCGUUUCUGAUGAAAUGAGCCGCCCUAGCUACAAGAACCGUUUCCCAAGUAGAGAUGUCUGGGAGGACUCACCUGACAGUCUUCAACUGGAGACCACCGUUGAUUCUCCUCAAAUGGAGGACGAGGAUGUGUCAAGUCCAGCUGAUAUCAAGUCGCCUAUAGUUCCUCAGCGUCCGAUUCGCUCUUCCAAACUUUCCGAGGUGUCGACUCCCGAACCUGAAGAGAGUACUAAGCCUCAGGUCCCCGCAAGGCCAGUUGGUCAACAAGCUCCUGUAAUUCCCGAGCGUCCCAAGCCUCAGGUGCCUGCCAGACCUGCAAGGGCUGAAAACACUCAACCGCAAGAUGGCGCGUCCACUGACAGAUCUGUGUCGCCCGAAAAGGUUAAGGCCAAGCCUGCAGUCCCUGCAAGGCCGGCAGGCAACAAGUUCGCCGCACUCAAGGCUGGCUUCCUCGAAAACCUGAACGCACGUCUUGGCUCUGGUCCUCAAGCUCCUCCCAAGCAUGAAGAGCCUGCUGAAGCACCUGCAGAAGAGAAGGCUCCUCUUGCCGAUGCUCGCAAGGGCCGCGCUAGAGGUCCUGCUAGAAGAAAGCCUGCUGCCGAGUCUGCCGCAGCUCCUGCAGCCGCAUCCGGCGCUUCAACUUUGUCUAUCGGUACAACAUUCACCGUCUUCCAGAUCAACGAUCAAGGAGACCUGUCGGUUCCCAUCGACCAGCUCUCACCUACUCUAGCCAAGGGUGCUCAGGAGAUGGAGAAGGUGGCUGCAGCAAACACCGAGGGUGCUGCCCCUGCCUCCUCGUCUUCGGCCGUUGAUAACGAGAAGACUGUGCUUUCUGGACUCCCGGCCCAAGCAAUUGGCCACAUUGGAGACACACCCGACCCCAAGUUGUCACAGUCAACAAUGGAGCGUGCCUCAGCCAUUCAGUCUGGUUUCGAAGCAGCUCUUGCCGACUCGGAGAAGCAUGGCGAGCAACCUGCUGGUGGCGAAACGGAUGUUGUUCCUUCGAUUCCUGACCGCUCGUCAGAAGUGCCUAUCCCAGGUCAGACUGCUACGCAGGAUACCAGAUCUCCAACAGGACUUAAGGGUGACAUUGAGAAAUCUGAGACUUCAACUACUGCCAGCAAGUCCGAGGACACAAAUACUGCCGAGAACUCUGGAGAGAGCUUAGUCUCCAAGAUCGGUCAAUCCGUCAACAGCGCUGUAAACUACGUGUCUGAAUCCGUCUCCGAGACUGUUCAAGGCACCACAACGUCUGAGAGCAAGGAAUCUACCGAACAGCAAGCCAAGCCUCAGAUGACAGACAGCAGUGUGCAGACCGGUCAGCAAGACAUCACCAUCAAGAGCCCCACAGGCGAGCAGGAGAGCAUGACAUUGCAUCUGGAUGGUCGUGCACCUCAACCGGGCAAUGUAGUGGUCAAGGAUGGGCAGGAGAUUGUAGGCGACAUGGACGAGAGACACCGUACCGCUACUAUCGGUCAUGGCAUGUAA